UUUCCAGAAAACUAGCAGGGAAGAUUGACUUUAUGACAAUCAAACUCUCUUAAUGGAUCACCUUUACUUAAAUUAAAAUACAACAUUUCAUUUAUCAAUUGAAGAAUAUAUUGCUGUUACUUACAUCAAUAUAUUGAAUGCACUUUCAUGUAUUUUGCAGACGAAUAAAGGUCCGAGUGAGUGUUGAAAUGCAAUCAACAACAAAUCCCAUUCAUAGGAAGGAUUUAGUUAUUCGGCUAACUGAAGAUUCAGAUCCCCUUUUCCUGUAUAAUCUUGUUAUUUCUGAGGAAGAUUUUCAGAGUUUAAAACUCCAGCAAAGUCUUCUGGUAGAUUUUUCUGCUUUUCCUCAGAGAUUUAUAGAUCUUCUUCAGCACUGUAUCCAAGAACAAGAUAAAGAAAUCCCAAGGUUUUUGCUACAGCUGGUUUCUUCAGGAUCUAGUUUAGAUCAUACACCCUCAUUUCUAAAUGUGGUUGAGACAAAUCCAUUUAAACAUCUUACCCAUUUAUCACUAAAAUUCUUACCAGGAAAUGAUGCUGAAAUCAAGAAAUUUUUGGCAUCCUGCCUCAAAUCUUCUAAGGAAGCAAAGUUAUUGCUAGAACAAAAACUUAGCAGAACAGAGGAGGACCUUACAAGACAGCUGAAUUAUACACAGCAGGCCUUGUCAGAAAAGAGCAGAGAACUAGAUAAUUUAAAAAGCGAAUGGGCCUCCAAGAUAGCAUCAUUGAACAGCAAACACACUCAGGAAUUAUCAAAUGAGAAGGAAAAAACUCUGCAGGCACAAGCACAUUAUCAGCAACAGAAUGAGCAACAGAAAAGAGACUUGGAAAACUUGCAUCAGAAAACUGUCCAGCAACUGCAGAACAGGCUGAAGGAGCUGGAACUUGCUAACAAAGACUUAAUGGAAAGGAGAUACAAAGGCGAUUCCACAGUCAGGGAACUUAAAGCAAAAUUAUCAAGUGCAGAAGAUGAAUGCCAGAGAAUGAAGCAAGAAGUUCUAUCCUUACGUCGGGAGAAUACUACCUUAGAUGCUGAAUGCCAUGAAAAAGAGAAGCAAGUUAAUCAACUGCAGAUGCGAGUUGCUGUUUUGGAACAAGAGAUCAAAGAUAAGGACCAGCUUGUUGCUAGGACAAAAGAAGUAUUAGAAGCAACACAAGAGCAAAAGGCAAACCUGGAAGAAAAUGCAGAAAAGAAACAACUCCAGAUAGGAAAAAUGGAAACCUCACUGAAAGCUCUAUCAACUGAGUUCCUUAAGGCCAAUGAGAUAAUAAAGAAAUUGCAAGGAGAUGUAAAAACGCUAAUGAGUAAACUGAAAUUGAAAAACACAGUAACAGUUCAGCAAGAAAAGCUCUUGGCUGAAAAGGAAGAAAAACUACAGAAAGAACAAAAGGAUUUACAGGAACUGGAAAGUUCUCUUCGAGAAAAAGAACAAGAGAUAUGCAAAUUGCAGGAACAGUUAGAGGCUACAGUACAAAAACUGGAAGAAAGCAAACAACUUCUCAAAACAAAUGAAAAUGUCAUCACAUGGCUGAAUAAACAAUUGAACGAAAUUCAGCUGACAAGGAAGCAAGAAAUGCUAGGGACGUCUACUUCUAGCAACACUGUUUCAAGAACUGGCAGCUCUCCUCAUAGUAUGGCUGAUAAUAGGAUUACGUCUUUAAACUCCGGACUGAGCUAUCCCAUCUCCCCUUUGCUAGCUUUCCAAAGCUUCCCAGAAGCAGCUGCUGUCAAAAAUGCCAACCAACAGAUACCGGGAACAAAGCAGGUUCACUUCAAUGUCCAGCUCUCAGAAACAAACAGAUGUUCAGAUGCCCAGCCAGGGAUUUCUGGGCUGAUAGGUCAUUCAGCAAACAAAGAAAAUGGUGAAAAUGUGGGAUUGGAAACAAAGUAUUUAAAGAAAAGGGAAGAUAGCAUACCUUUAAGAGGGCUCAAUCAAAACACAACUCAAAACACAGGAUACAUGAAGUCCUCUGCACCAAAAAAAGUGCAGAUUCCAUGCAAGCCUGCAGCACCUUCUAAAACUUCUGCCUACUUUCCUGGAUAGCACGUUGUAAUUAAAGGUUUAUAACA
Protobothrops mucrosquamatus (brown spotted pit viper) is the source of this 2068-nucleotide messenger RNA. It is a transcript of the gene SASS6, whose product is annotated as SAS-6 centriolar assembly protein. NCBI's taxonomy places the organism in Eukaryota, Metazoa, Chordata, Lepidosauria, Squamata, Viperidae. Bases 138 to 2042 code for a protein of 634 amino acids. The transcript is spliced from 16 exons. Gene Ontology annotation, cellular component: centriole; centrosome. The record is from RefSeq and is a predicted model, not a curated record. Gene Ontology annotation, biological process: centriole replication.